GAAAAGAAAAAAGAGAAACAAUGAAUUACAUAUUCUUAAUAUUUUUCAUUCAUUUAUCACCACAGUAUGCUGGGAAAUCUUUGAGAAGAGAUGACAAUUACCCAAAAACGUUUGAAGAUGUGAAAAAUGAGAUAGCUGGCUAUACUGAUAUUGCUAAAGCUAUUAUUGAUCUUUCUGUUUAUGGAAAAGCUCAGAACAGAUCAUAUGAAAGAUUAGCAGUUUUUGCUGAUACCAUAGGGCCUAGACUCAGCGGUUCAAAAAAUCUAGAUACAGCCAUCAAGUAUAUGUUCAGUGCCCUGCAGGAAGACGGGCUGGAAAACGUCCAUCUGGAGCCUGUGAAAGUACCACACUGGGAAAGAGGAGAAGAAUUUGCAAUGAUGCUGGAACCACGGAAUCACAGCAUUGCUAUUUUGGGACUUGGGAACAGUGUUGCAACUCCACCAGAAGGAAUUACAGCAGAAGUCAUAGUGGUGGCCUCUUUUGAUGAACUGCACAGAAGAGCUCAGGAGGCCAAGGGGAAGAUUAUUGUCUACAACGAACCUUUCAUCAGUUAUGGCAAAACUGUGCAAUACAGAUCACAGGGAGCAGUGGAAGCCGCUAAAGUUGGAGCAGUGGCAUCCCUCAUUAGAUCCAUUGCUUCUUUUUCUAUUCAUAGCCCACAUACUGGGUGGCAAAAUUACCAGCCUGAUGUGCCCCGGAUUCCCACUGCUUGCAUCUCUGUGGAAGAUGCUGAAAUGAUGUCACGGAUGUCUUUGCGGGGCACUAAGAUUGUUGUGCACCUGAAGAUGGGGGCCAAGACCUAUCCAGAUUCUCUUUCCUUUAACACCGUGGCAGAGAUAGUCGGAAGCAAGUACCCAGACCAGAUUGUAUUGGUCAGUGGACAUCUGGACAGCUGGGACGUUGGGCAGGGAGCUAUGGAUGAUGGUGGUGGAGCAUUUAUAUCAUGGGAAGCAUUAUCACUCAUUAAGGAUCUGGGACUUCGUCCAAAAAGGACUCUGCGCUUGGUGCUGUGGACGGCAGAAGAGCAAGGAGGAGUAGGUGCUGAGCAAUACUAUCAGUUGCACAAG
This is a messenger RNA of Pterocles gutturalis (yellow-throated sandgrouse), 1067 nucleotides long. RefSeq names its product carboxypeptidase Q (gene CPQ). Gene Ontology annotation, molecular function: metallodipeptidase activity. The transcript is spliced from 5 exons. The annotation marks the transcript as partial. Gene Ontology annotation, biological process: peptide catabolic process; thyroid hormone generation; proteolysis. NCBI's taxonomy places the organism in Eukaryota, Metazoa, Chordata, Aves, Pterocliformes, Pteroclidae. The record is from RefSeq and is a predicted model, not a curated record.